AUGCCAGACGAAGAGCAGCAUGAAGCCUCAACGAGGAACGCCGCUCGACCUGACAAUGCGGAACCCAAAGACGAAAGCGCCGCUAAGGAGGUUCGACUGCUCAAUCGCUUCACAUGGGCUAACUUCACCUGCACUCAGUCUACCGGUGGCGUGGCCAUUCUCCUGUCCGAAACCCCCCAUCAAUUUCGCGGGCUGCAGACCGCCGGUGUCGUAGUCUUCAUCCUCAACCUAGUUCUGUUCGUCCUCUUCACCAUAGCCAUUAUCUGUCGGUUCGUACAGAGACCUUCCAACUUACGCAAAUCCCUCACCAACCCCCCGGAAGCCUACUUCACAGGCUCUCUAUGGCUCUCGAUGGCGACCAUCAUCAUAUGCAUGCAGCGUUUCGGUGUUCCUCACGCCGGUUCUUGGCUCAUCGUCGCUGUCCGGGUCCUCUUCUGGACCUAUGCUGCUAUCACCCUGGCGUAUAAUAUCGUCAUCUUCGUCGUCAUGUUUGUCCCUUUCUCACAACGAAUGGCCAUCAUCGUUGCCGGCAUUGCUUUUCAGGGUCUUGGGUGGAUGUUGUGCAUGUUGUUUCUUCCGCUCUUCGUGGGCAACAUGCUUAUCAAUGGUUUCGGCCCGGCAAACCAGAGACCCGGACUCUUCAUAUCAGUAGGUUCAUCAGGAUACACCAUUGUGGCUCUCAUUGGGUGCGCCAAGGCGAUCCCCAACGAAUACGGAUACUUCGCGAAGCACCCUACUGCUUCAGAAACCCUGAACGUCGUGGCAUUGUGGAUAGGCAUAUUCCUUUGGCUCUUCACAUUCUGGCUUUUCGCGAUUGCGCUGGUCGCUCAGUUGCCCAUUAUGAUUCCCAAAUACGGCAAUAGUAUGUCGCAGCCACAGAUGAAUUUCACACUUUCUUGGUGGGCCAUUAUCUUCCCCAAUGUUGGCUUCACAAUUGCCACGAUUCGCAUUGGCGAGGAGCUGGAAUCCAACGCCAUAGCCUGGGUGGCAACAGUCAUGACUAUGCUUGUCUUUGCGGCAUGGCUCAUGGACUUAUUCCUGCAUCUAAAGUAUAUAUUUCAAAGGCGCAUCAUGUAA
This is a messenger RNA of Penicillium mononematosum, 1077 nucleotides long. RefSeq names its product tellurite-resistance/dicarboxylate transporter family protein. The transcript is spliced from 2 exons. Gene Ontology annotation, cellular component: membrane. The record is from RefSeq and is a predicted model, not a curated record. Gene Ontology annotation, biological process: malate transmembrane transport. Lineage: Eukaryota; Fungi; Ascomycota; Eurotiomycetes; Eurotiales; Aspergillaceae. The coding region runs from base 1 to 1077 and encodes 358 amino acids. Gene Ontology annotation, molecular function: malate transmembrane transporter activity.